GGUCGCGCAGCGUGGAGCCCCGGUCAGCAAACCGGAGAUGCUCCGGCGAGGGCAGAGUGUAGUAUAAAACGUUAAUGGAUGUCCGGGGCGCGUCGUUUCACCGGCUGCUGGCCAGAGGUACUAGGAGGCGCUGGCAGGAGCCCUGGCGAGGAUGCACCUUUCCCCUGCCCUGGAAAGGCCAUGGAGGGGUCGGCGGCCCGGGAGCUGCAGGGCGCGGAUGCGCUGCGCCGCUUCCAGGGGCUGCUGCUGGACCGCCGCGGCCGGCUGCACGGGCAGCUGCUGCGCCUGCGCGAGGUGGCCCGGCGCCUGGAGCGCCUCCGCCGGCGCUCCCUGGUGGCCAACGUGGCCGGCAGCUCGCUGAGCGCGGCGGGCGCUGUGGCCGCCAUCGUCGGACUCUCGCUCAGCCCGGUCACCCUGGGGGUCUCGCUGCUGGCGUCGGCCGUGGGGCUGGGGGUGGCCACCGCCGGAGGGGCCAUCACCAUCACGUCUGACCUCUCCUUGAUCUUCUGCAACUCCCGGGAGCUGCGACGGGUGCAGGAGAUCACGGCCACCUGCCAGGACCAGAUGCGCGAGAUCCUGAGCUGCCUCGACUUCUUCUGCCGCGGGCAGGGCCGCGGGGACCGCCAGCUGCUGCAGUGCGGGAGGAACGCCUCCAUCGCGCUGUACAACUCUGUCUACUUCAUCGUCUUCUUCGGUUCCCGUGGCUUCCUCAUCCCCAGGCGGGCUGAGGGGGCCACCAAAGUUAGCCAGGCCGUGCUGAAGGCCAAGAUUCAGAAACUGGCUGAGAGCCUGGAGUCCUGCACCGGGGCCCUGGACGAGCUCAGCGAGCAGCUGGAGUCCAGAGUCCAGCUCUGCACGAAGAGCAGCCGUGGCCACGACCUCAAGAUCUCAGCUGACUAGCCCGCGGGGCUGUUUUUCUGAGAACAUCUUUUCUCCCUAAAGACCGAGGCCAGAAACCAACCCCCCUGGGAUGCUCCAGAUUUGUAACUCCAUCACAAAAACACCAAGUUGGGUUAGGACCUGAACGCAAAGGACGGGAAAAACUGUUCUUGAAGUGGGGGGGGGGUGUUGGUGGGGGCAUGUCCUUCCACGUCCUUUCCCAUCACUGCAACAUCCUGCCUGGGGCUGAGCGCUGGGGACUUUUUACUUGCCUGAUCUUGGCGGAAUAUGUGACCUGAAAAAAAAAAUUGUUGUGGCGUCCCUGCCCCUGCCACCGCCCCAGUGGUCUGAGCCCAGGCUGGAGAGGGUACAGACAUGGCCACCCUCUGAAGUCAUCAAAAUGCCUUUGAGAGGAGACACUAGCUUUAAACCCUCUCUGCCAGAGUUUCUGAGUACAGAGAACUCCAGAGUCUAGAGCAAAUCAGACCCUCUCUGAACUGUGUAGGAGGGUUCAGGAUGCAGCAGGGGCACCCUCCCCGUAACACCUGUCCCCUCUCCUCUCAGGGUGCCCACUCACAGAUCCAGCCUGGGGAUGGAGUGGACCUUCCUGGAUGGCUUCGUAUUCCAGACCUCCAGGUACUCUGAGAGGGGAGAUGAACUAAACGGUCAUUUAAGUCCUGUCCCCUUGUGGGAAGAAACUGAGGCCAAGGAAGAGGAAGCAACUGCUUCAUUUACUGACAUCAUAGUGCAGAGAGGCAGCAAUGGCUUUUAAGUUAGUCCUGGGUUUAUUCUCCCUGAGACUUGGCUUCCUGAUCUGUAAGAUGGAUGCUAAAACCUCGCCCUGUUGGGAGUUAUUAAGUGAGAUAAAGUGCCAAGCACAAAGUCUGGAUCACCAAGUGUGGCCCCUGGGCUGGCAACAUUAACAUUACCUGGAAACUUGUUAGAAAGGCAGAUUCUUAGACUCAACUCUAGACUUGAGGAGUCAGAAACUCUGGAGGCGUGGACUGGUAACCUGUGUUUAAACAGCCUUCAGGGUGAUCUGAUGCCUGCUAAGGUUUGAAAACCACUGCAACAGGUGUUAGUUUCUGAGCCCCUAAUGAGCUUUCACGAAGUCUGUAGCCUCUUUAGGGGCUCCACGGUCUUCAGAGUCACUCACAGAAGGUCAAGGACAGACUGUGUCCCAGAAGUAAAAGAAUGUGCGUGGGAGCGGACUUUGUCAGUGCAUCCUGGUGCAAUUUCCCCCCAGGCGAACUAAGGGCUGUAACACAAUCAGCCCUUUAGAGGGCAGUGUUAUCCACUCGUUGUAGACACCGGUACAGAAAGGAAUGUGAACUUAAUGGAACCUGACCUUUAUAUUAUCUUCUCUAAAAACCUCCAGACCAUUGUUUUUUUUUAAUUUAUUUUAACUUUAUUUAAUUUCUUUUUAUUAUUUGUGUUUAAUUUUAUUUAACCACAACAUUAGGGGGGAAAAAUAGUAGGGAAUAGCAAGUUUCUGAACGGGGGACUACUGAGGAUCUUGCUGGAGAUGAAGUUGAGUUUGCCUUUCUAAGAUGGGGCCUGAGCUGAAAACAGCAUUGCUUUCCUUCAACAAGUCUCUCUCCUUCAGAGCGGGCUUUUUUUCCCCACAGUGUUUUUAAAUGAUCCUUUUAAGUAAACGUGGGAAGUUCUGGAUAGAGAGACCAGGAGCUGAAUUUAAGCUUAUAAAUGGAGGCGUGACUUAGUGAAUGUUGAAAUGAUAUAAGCAUAUUUAUCCUGAAGGUACUUUGCCAGCAGGUAUCACUUGAUCUGAAAAGCCUUCCCUAUUUAGUUCAGGGGAGGGGGACCCAAUUAGAGGCAUAUGAAGGAAGUACUUAGAUUUUGGAAGCCUGACGUCUGGUGAAAUUGGGUCUUAUGGACAAUAGACAAACUAGCUUUUGCUAUGGUGGUGAUGUCUUAUAUUUUCACUCUGGGAGCUAUAAGAAAUCUGUAAGCUGUCUCUAAGAAAAUACUUUCAAUUUCUUCAAUUUCCAUUCCUACAAUUGUACUGUUGAAAAAUAUGUUGAAAAGUGUUUGGGACCAUACAUACAAAAACUUGGCUUUAUUGUUUAAUAUGCUUUAAAUUUACCCAGUCAACCCCCAUGCUUCCCAAUGAUAGCAGUGUAUCUGAGGAAGUGGAAUUUUAGUGCUGGGGAGAUGAAUUGGUGUUUCUGUAUUUUUUUUUCCUAUAAACUACAAUUGAUCUGUAUCCAGAUUUAUUUUAAAGUUGGUACUUUUUUUUUAAAUGGUAUCAUUUCCUAGAUUACCUUGCACACGUGCUGGCAUUUUAGAUCGCCAGAAUGUACUUCACAUGGUUGUUUAUAUAAUGGUAAAAAGGUACAGUCACUCCCUAACUCCAUCUUUUAUUAGUGCUUAAGUGUGAAUUAAUUUCCAAUGCCUGAGCUGUUUCCUAGAAAUAAACCGGGCACUUUUGGAAGCAGCAGCAGCAGCAGUAAACAUUUCCUAUCAGUAGGGUUAUUUUGAGUGUAUCAAAAUCUCACACUGCUGAAGCUAUAAUUUCAGUGACCCAUUUUACAUCUAAAGAAGGAUGGAACAGUACUUUGCACAUUAUGGGAGCUCAGUAAAUGCAAUUGAAUAAUUUAGUGAAUUGCUUAGCUAUAUUAAUAGGAAUUCGUUAAUAAUGACAUAUCAUCCAUCUUCUUAUGUGUCUGUUAAAAAGAUGGACGCCUCUCCCCAGAUUUAAGUCAAGUUCAGUUAAAUGGAUCCUAGAGGCAAGUAUUUUAUUUACUUCUUUUGUGGGAAUGUGAACAAGGCUUUUCUUUCAGGCCUUCAUUCUAUAAACAAAGAGAUUGAAAUGUUACGUUGUAAAGGGAAGAAGAGAAAGGGGUAUUUAGAUGACAAGUGUACUUCAGAAAAAUAUCUGAGUUUGAAAAAUAAAUAUGUUUAUACUAAA
Messenger RNA from Vicugna pacos (alpaca), 3808 nucleotides. It is a transcript of the gene APOLD1, whose product is annotated as apolipoprotein L domain containing 1. Gene Ontology annotation, biological process: lipid transport; angiogenesis; lipoprotein metabolic process. Gene Ontology annotation, cellular component: extracellular region; membrane. Lineage: Eukaryota; Metazoa; Chordata; Mammalia; Artiodactyla; Camelidae. Gene Ontology annotation, molecular function: lipid binding. The record is from RefSeq and is a predicted model, not a curated record.